This is a messenger RNA of Saimiri boliviensis boliviensis (Bolivian squirrel monkey), 1291 nucleotides long. RefSeq names its product aminolevulinate dehydratase (gene ALAD). The record is from RefSeq and is a predicted model, not a curated record. NCBI's taxonomy places the organism in Eukaryota, Metazoa, Chordata, Mammalia, Primates, Cebidae. Gene Ontology annotation, cellular component: cytosol. Gene Ontology annotation, biological process: heme biosynthetic process. Gene Ontology annotation, molecular function: porphobilinogen synthase activity; zinc ion binding.
CGGUGGAGGGGGCGGGCGGUGGAGGAGCUGCUUCCGGGUGAGCUCCCCAGCCCCGACGUGGGCCCCGGAAGGCCAGAGCCGGAGACAGCAGUGGUGGGAGCAGCUGCCCGGAGCGCUUAGGGAGGCAGACAGAGCCUGCAGCCAACACCCCAAGAGCCCUUGGUUCCAACCAACUGAUGCCCCUGUGCCCACUGGCCCACGCCAUGCAGCCCCAGUCCAUUCUGCACAGUGGCUACUUCCACCCACUGCUUCGGGCCUGGCAGACAGCCACCACCACCCUCAAUGCCUCCAACCUCAUCUACCCCAUCUUUGUCACGGAUGUUCCUGAUGACGUACAGCCUAUCGCCAGCCUCCCAGGAGUGGCCAGGUAUGGUGUGAACCGGCUGGAAGAGAUGAUGAGGCCCUUGGUGGAAGAGGGCCUACGCUGUGUCCUGAUCUUCGGUGUCCCCAGCAGAGUUCCCAAGGACGAGCGGGGUUCUGCAGCUGACUCCGAGGAGUCCCCAGCUAUUGAGGCAAUCCGUCUUUUGAGGAAGACCUUCCCCAAUCUCCUGGUGGCCUGUGAUGUCUGCCUGUGUCCCUACACCUCCCAUGGUCACUGUGGGCUCCUGAGUGAAAAUGGAGCAUUCCGGGCUGAGGAGAGCCGCCAGCGGCUGGCUGAAGUGGCACUGGCAUAUGCCAAGGCAGGAUGUCAGGUGGUAGCCCCAUCGGACAUGAUGGAUGGACGAGUGGAAGCCAUCAAGGAGGCCCUACUGGCACACGGAUUCGGCAACAGGGUAUCCGUGAUGAGCUACAGUGCCAAGUUUGCUUCCUGUUUCUAUGGCCCUUUCCGGGAUGCGGCUCAGUCAAGCCCAGCUUUUGGGGACCGCCGCUGCUACCAGCUGCCCCCUGGAGCACGAGGCCUGGCCCUCCGAGCUGUGGACCGGGAUGUACGGGAAGGAGCUGACAUGCUCAUGGUGAAGCCAGGAAUGCCCUACCUGGACAUCGUACGGGAGGUAAAGGACAAGCACCCUCACCUCCCUCUCGCUGUGUACCACGUUUCUGGAGAGUUUGCCAUGCUGUGGCAUGGAGCCCAGGCCGGGGCAUUUGAUCUCAAGGCUGCUGUACUGGAGGCCAUGACUGCCUUCCGCAGAGCAGGUGCUGACAUCAUCAUCACCUACUACACACCCCAGCUGCUGCAGUGGCUGAAGGAGGAAUGAUGGAGAGAGUGCCAGAUCCAAGAACUAGAACUUUAAAAAGUUCCCGGGGCCACAGAGAAGUCAAAACCAAAGUAAAUGCUGCUUUUAGAACUGUG